Messenger RNA from Octopus bimaculoides (California two-spot octopus), 3114 nucleotides. RefSeq lists its product as uncharacterized. NCBI's taxonomy places the organism in Eukaryota, Metazoa, Mollusca, Cephalopoda, Octopoda, Octopodidae. Gene Ontology annotation, cellular component: extracellular region; plasma membrane; protein-containing complex. Gene Ontology annotation, biological process: cell communication; heterophilic cell-cell adhesion; establishment or maintenance of epithelial cell apical/basal polarity. The record is from RefSeq and is a predicted model, not a curated record. Gene Ontology annotation, molecular function: calcium ion binding; chitin binding.
UGUUCACCGGACUUAUUCAGAGAAUUCAGUGAGUUCAUUUUCACACCGGAGUUCCCUGUGAGUUUAAGUCGCUGUUCAAUACAGCGACUAUCGUUGCCUUUGCAAGGGCGAGUGGACUGGUGAUAUUUAUAUAUACACUAUAUAUAUCUAAAAUCUCGUAAGGCAAUUCUUAAUAAGUCAAUCAGUAUGCUUCAAUUAACCGGUAGAUUCCUGCUCUGCGCUUUUCUUGCUACCAUAAUUUCUCCAAUUGUAGCAGACUAUGUAAUUGAUGUGAAGUUGAUCAAGUUUGAAAAUUACAACCGUAUACUGGCUAAUGGGCGCACAUGCUCAAGUUUCAGAAAUCAACAAUGUCAAACGACUCUUCAUAUUUGUGCUAGACCUGGUGAUAGUUCAACAUUGUGUAGUUAUGGCGACACUAAAACAGGAGUUAUCGGUGAUAAUGUCAUUGAUUUAAAUAAGACAUUUAUCGGUUUCACACGUAAUCCGAUCAUAUACCCGAUUAGACAGCCCUUUCAGAAAUUCGUCGUUUCGUUUACUGCAAAAAGCAACAACGAAUUGAUAGCCGAAUACGUUUACCAAAGUGGUAGUCGUUUGCCUCAGAGAAGCGUCGGAGAAGCCAGGUAUGAACUGAUAACAACUCGUGGUAGUCAGAAUCCUACUACUCAUCUCACAUACCAAAUUCGAAGCUAUUGCAGCCAAGGUUAUUAUGGUCCGAACUGCAUAACAAGGUGUGAUAUUCCUAUCACCGAGCAAACGAGAUUUCAAUGUGAUGUUAACGGUCAAAAAGUCUGCAAACCUGGUUUCUCUGGUCCAUUAUGUAAUAUUAAUGCUGAUCUAUGUCGGAGCUCUCCUUGUAAAAAUGGUGCGACUUGCGUCUCAAUGGGUACUACGUUUAAAUGCAUCUGCACACAGGGAUACACAGGACAAGAUUGUAAUAAAGGCAUCGACGAAUGCAGUCUGACGACAGCUCCUUGUUUCAACGGUGGUAUUUGCGUUGACGGAAUUAAUGGCUAUCACUGCAGAUGUGCAUAUGGUUAUACGGGACCCAGAUGCGAGACUGUUCUUUCAGCAUGUUUGUCAGCACCUUGUAUGAACGGUGGUACAUGUUCGAAUGCAGGUACCUCAUUUAUGUGCCAAUGUCUUCCUAACUUUUACGGUAAUCGUUGUCAAUUUGAAGAUAAAUGUCGCUCAGUGACUUGCCUAAAUGGUGGCCGAUGUGCUACAACUAACUUUGUUGCGAAAUGUCAUUGCCAGCCUGGAUUUACUGGUACACGAUGUGAAAUUCCCUCUAAUUCCUGUCAAUCCGCACCUUGUCAAAAUGGAGGAACAUGCUCUCAAAAUGGAGUUCAAUUCAUUUGUCAUUGCCCUGCUGGAUUCGUAGGACGACAAUGUGAACAACCAUUUUGCUCACCAAAUAUCUGUCAAAAUGGUGGAACAUGUCAGCUUGUAAACAAUCAAAUCACUUGCAUAUGUCUCAAUGGAUUUCAAGGUGAUAGAUGCCAGGUGGCGAUUCAAUGUUAUCCACCAUGUCAAAAUGGAGGAACUUGUAAUAGAAACACAAGAAUGUGCGACUGCCCUCAAGGAUUCGUUGGUCGAGAUUGUUCAAUUAGAGAUGCUUGCGCGUCUAAUUCAAAUGUCUGUCAAAAUGGUGGAAGAUGUCAGCUUGUAAACAAUCAAAUCACUUGCAUAUGUCAAAAUGGCUUUUACGGAGAUAGGUGCCAGUUCCCAAAUCAGUUCUCUUGCUAUCCAAAAUGUCAAAAUGGAGGAACUUGUAAUAGAAACACAAGAAUAUGCGACUGUCCUCAUGGAUUCGUUGGUCGAGAUUGUUCAAUUGGAGAGUCUUGCGCGUCUAAUCCAUAUGUCUGUCAAAAUGGUGGAAGAUGUCAGAUGGUAAACGGUCAAAUCACAUGCCUAUGUCAAAAUGGCUUUUCCGGAGAUAGGUGCCAGUUCCCAAGUGAGUUCUCUUGUUAUCCAAAAUGUCAAAAUGGAGGAACUUGUAAUAGAAACACAAGAAUAUGCGACUGUCUUCAAGGAUUUGGUGGUCGAGAUUGUUCGAAAAGAGAUCCUUGCGCUUCAAAACCAUGCUAUAAUAAUGGCCAAUGUCGUGUACAAAACAAUUUUAACUACGUUUGUGUGUGUAACCAAGGAUGGACUGGUAAAAACUGUCAGAAUAUCAUUAGAUCUUGUUCGAGUAACCCCUGUUUGAACGGUGGACUGUGCUAUCCUAACGGAAACAGCUUUAUUUGUAAUUGUCGACAAGGAUGGACUGGACAGACAUGCGACAUUCAAACCAAUCCAUGCACCCCAAAUCCUUGCCAAAAUAACGGCCGGUGUAGCAGCUCGGUACCAAAUGGCUUCACUUGUAAUUGUCUUAAUGGAUGGUCUGGCACUAUUUGUACUGAACGUAUUCCACACCCGUAUUGUCCGUCUCGCCCUUGUCUUAACGGAGGAACCUGCAUCCAAAAUGCCAACCAAUUACGUUGCCGAUGCCUACCUGGCUUUAAAGGAACCUAUUGUGAAGUACCAGACCAGCAAGGAAGCUUCAAAUGUCCUGAAUCAACAGGUCAUUUCCCUGACCCACAAAGCUGCAGACAUUUUUAUCGGUGUGACUGGAAUAUUGCACAGAGAGUGGAUUGCCCUGGAAACUUGCACUUUAACAAGGUUAAGAAAGUCUGUGAUUGGCCAUACAGAGCCAACUGCAAUAUCGGACAAUAAACAAGCAAACAUAAUUUCCAUUAUUCCAACUAUUUUCUCCUGUAAUAUGAGAAUAUGAAGAAUCCAUUCCACCAUAUGAAAAUGUCAGUUUUAAUUUGUGCAUAUAACAAGGAAUGUUCAUCUUCUACAGCAAUUAUUUUCUUUGUACACACACGCGCACAUGUGUACGCACAUAUACACGCACACGUGUGUGUGUAUGUGUGUAUUAAUAUUUCUGUCUAAUUCAAAUGCAUUAUCCUGUGAUUAUAGAAUAAAAUAAUGUAUGCAUAAUUCUUUGUCAUAAUUCUUCUGGGAGCAAUUGCAACCAAAUCUAUGCACUACAUAUUCAAUAAAUGAAACAACAGAACCCAUUUCAGAUUAGAUGAAUUAAUAUUGCUAUGAAAAUGAAAUAAACAAAUU